GAGGAGUAUGAAUCUUGUUGGUUUUCUUUGGUGGAUAAAUAUGACCUAAGGGAUCACGAUUGGCUUCAAUACAUCUACUCAGAUCGUAGCCAUUGGGUUCCUGUUUAUCUGCGUGACUCUUUUUUUGCUGAAAUGUCUAUAACUCAGCGUAGUGAUAGCAUGAACUCUUAUUUUGAUGGGUAUGUGAAUGCAUCAACCAAUUUAAACCAGUUUUUCAAACUGUAUGAGAAAGCGUUAGAAAGUCGCCUGGAGAAGGAGGUUAAAGCCGAUUAUGAUACCUUGAAUGCCCUUCCUGCUUUGAAAACCCCCUCUCCUAUGGAGAAACAAGCAUCUGAGGUCUACACAAGGAAGAUAUUCAUGAGAUUCCAGCAAGAGUUGGUCGACACUCUCUCUUUCAUGGCAACCAAGGUCGAGGACAAUGGGGAUGUGACAAAGUUCCGAAUUAUAAAGUUUCUUGGUGAGAAAAAAACUUACUAUGUCCAGUUUAAUGUUCUUGAGAUGAAAGCCACAUGUAGUUGUCAGAUGUUUGAGUUCUCAGGUCUUCUAUGUGGACAUGUGUUGGCGGUUUUCAGAGUGUCAAAUGUUCCAACACUUCCCUCUCAUUAUGUGUUGAAGAGAUGGACGAGGAGUGCAAAGAGCUUUGUUACACUUGAGGAACAAGUUCCAGGCUCGUUGAGUGGAUAUUUGGAAUCACAUACUGUUCGGUUUAAUACGUUGAGGCACGAGGUUUUCAAAUUUGUGGAAACAGGGGCGGAAUCAGAUCACACUUAUAGUGUGGCUAUGGCUGCUUUGGGUGAGGCUUCAAAAAAAGUUUCUCUAGCAAAUGAGAAGAUCUCCCUUUUGAGUGGGCGUAACCAAAGUGAAUCAAAAAGUGAUGGUACGAAGGAGGGUACCAAUGCCGUCGAGGAUCAGAAUGUGACCUUCACAAAGCUACCCUCUGAGGAUGACAUGGACAGGAAGAUCCAUGAACUUUCUAAUGAAUUGAUUAUCGCCAAUAGAAAAUGUGAAGUUUACCGUGCAAACCUCCUUUCAGUUUUGAAGGAUAUAGAAGACCAUAGACAAAAACUUUCAAUAAAGGUGCAGAAUAUAAGGAUUGGCAUUAAGGAUAGCCUAUGAAGAUUGUAUUUGCAGCCUUCUAGUUUUAAAUCUUCCUUAAAUUAGGAAUCAUAAGUUAUAUUCGCAGCUUCAAUUCAGAAAGAUUAGUCUUAAUGACUAGCUAUUGUUUAAUUAGAUGGGCAAGUGUAGAUUGUUUAAUUUACCCGCACGGGUAGCUCAGUUGGUCGAGCGGUGGGAAAAAUUGGACGUAGACCGAGGUUCGAAUCCCGCAGCCGCCAAAAGGGGGUUUUCAGAACCUGAAAUAAGGCUGGCCCUCUGGUGCGCACGGGUAAAGGCCUACUGCCGCUUUGCCGACUGAGUCACCGUGAUUUACUCCCCCACCAUCCUGUCGGGUCGGGGUGGAGGGGCCCUUGGGGUUGGGGAUUCAACCUUUUGGACGUAGAUGGGCAAGUGUAAUCUCUAUUGUUAGGUGUGGUGUAUAUAACAUAAUGCUGAGUUUUUGUAUGAGACUUGUCAAUGCUAUCCAGGGUUAGAAACUUAGAUAUGACAUCACAGGCAGCUUGGGCAGCUCAAUGUAUUGGCAAAGCAUCGAAACUGCCAGUAUGGUGUAUGGCGUAUGGCGGUAUUCAAGGAAUUGAAUGAUGCACCUGCCCAGUUUUACUUCUCUUUAUUUUACACUUGAUAUACGCCUGCUGGUUUUGAUAAAAAGCAGCCUCCAAUAGCUAAAUCUAAAGGGAAAAUUUUGGUACUCAUGUAUACCUAAUUUUUUAGUGUGAUAAUUUUUUAUUGUCAUUUUGUAUCUUGCAAGUAACUCGGACAUGAGUAUGUAUAUAUUAAUCCGUAUUAUAAAGGCUUAUCGGGUUACCAG
This is a messenger RNA of Cuscuta europaea, 1924 nucleotides long. Lineage: Eukaryota; Viridiplantae; Streptophyta; Magnoliopsida; Solanales; Convolvulaceae. The record is from the annotation of a GenBank genome assembly.